UCGAAUUCUAGAUUGCGUCCCAGCCCCACAAAUUUCCCCGUAUUCGGGAUCCCCGGAUCUUCCGGUUUGUUUAGCGUCAUCAUGGAGAGAGGAAGUUGCUUCAGCUGAACAACAAAAACAAUUGAAGCCCGUCUUUGUGUCAAUGUCAAAUACUGAACACGGUCUUCUCUUCCUGAAAUUGAAAUACCUAUAAUUAGUGUUGGAGUAAAACUUGAGUCCCAUAACCGCUCAUUGAAGCUUCUUGACGACCGGGAAACAAUCAUGAGUUACAAUAACUCGGUGCUUACCAUCACGACGUCUGCUGUCCCUGAUCCUUACGUGGUCCAGGCCCACGGGAAGUUCUAUUUGGUCUAUACCGCUGGAGAUCGAGUCGAGAUCUGGUGCGGCAGCAAUCUCUGUUGCUUGGAAGGGACUUGCCAUAAGACCGUCGUCUGGCGACCACCGCCCGACAAGGAGUACUCUGGCGGCAUCUGGGCUCCAGAGCUCCAUAUUGUUGACGGAAGAUGGUAUAUCUACGUGUCUUGCGAGAAUCCUCGAGAAGGAAAUAAAUCUCAUCGUAUGUACGUGAUCGGGGGACCACGUUCAUCCGAAGACCCGUGCACCGGCGGAUCGUGGGAAUUCCUAGGUCCAUUGCGCGGCAUGCCUAAUCAAUGGGCUAUUGAUGGCACGGUUGCGAGAAUCAACAACCAGAACUACUUCAUCUAUUCUGGCUGGCCGCUGCAUAACCCGUCGCAGUCCGACAACGUCCAAUGUCUUUUUAUUCAACGUAUGACGUCACCGACCGAAACUGUCGGCGAGCCAGCCUGCAUCUGCGAACCUCACGAGCAUUGGGAGAAAUCGGAUGGGAAAGGCAUCAACGAAGGACCGCAAUGGUUUGCCUCGCCUGAUGGUUCCUGGCAAGGGCUCGCGUACAGCUGUGCUGGAAGCUGGACUCGAGACUACAAGAUGAACACCCUCCGAUACACUGGGGGGGAUCCACUCAACAAAAGCAGCUGGCAUAAGUCUCCCCAGCCGUUGAUCCAGGCCCGCAGGCAUCCGCCAUUCGGCCCUGGACAUGGCUCGUUCCUUCGUCAUGAUAACGGCGAGACGUUGAGUGUCUAUCAUGGUACGGAUCGGGAAACUGACGGCUGGGAGAACCGCAAAGCGCGACUACAGCGAGUGGCUUGGACUUCCGAAGGGCCAAGUAUGGGCACUGGCAUUGUGGGAACUUUGGUGAAUGACGAAGGAAUGUUUUGGACGAUGCCAGCUGCAAAGGACGAACGGUUCCGAGAUGGUGUUGACGAUGCAGUGUUUGAUAUGAAGGACAAGGUCGAUGGCUUUAAGAAUGAUGUGACAGGGCAUCUUGGAAGUUUGAAAGACAAGUUUCGCAAGUUUUGAGAAGCGGGAUAUUCGGUGGUACUUGGUAGCCUGAAUCCGGGAAGCUGGAAGUCGUACGGAGUAUUGAGUCGCGAGCAGAAUCGGUUUUCGGUUUUACACUUUGAUUUGUUCUCACGGCACGGUCCUCCUAUUACGAAUCAGGGACGCAGAUAAUAUAAUCCCGCUUUCCAAAUUACACAAUCC
This is a messenger RNA of Eremomyces bilateralis CBS 781.70, 1560 nucleotides long. RefSeq names its product Arabinanase/levansucrase/invertase. The record is from RefSeq and is a predicted model, not a curated record. The coding region runs from base 262 to 1377 and encodes 371 amino acids. Lineage: Eukaryota; Fungi; Ascomycota; Dothideomycetes; Eremomycetales; Eremomycetaceae. Gene Ontology annotation, molecular function: hydrolase activity, hydrolyzing O-glycosyl compounds. The transcript is spliced from 5 exons. Gene Ontology annotation, biological process: carbohydrate metabolic process.